AUGUUCGCUACCAAGGUCUUUGCUGCUCUCGUCGCCGCCUCCGUCGUCCUCGCCGCCCCCGCUUCUCAGCGAUCCGGCUCCGCCUCUGGCAGCCCCACCGCUUCCAACAGCGCCUCUGCUUCCGGAACUGCCUCUGCCUCUGACAGCGGCUCUUCUUCUGCCAGCGGUACCGCCUCUUCUUCCGCUGCUUCUUCUUCCGCCUCUCUUUCCUCUGGCGACUUCUCUGGCCAGGCCACCUACUACACCGUCACUGGUACCGGCAGCGCUUGUGAGGUGACCGUCACCGACGACGACUACAUUGUCGCCCUCAACCAGCCCCAGUACACUGAUUCCGACCACUGUGGUGACACCGUCACCAUCACCAACACCGAGAACGGUAACACUGCCACCGCCAGGGUCGCUGACGAGUGCCCCGGGUGUGACAGCGGUUCUCUCGACAUGUCCCCCGGUCUCUUCGGUGCCCUCAAUGACGACGACUACGACGAGGGAGUGUUCGCCAUCACUUGGUCUUUCUCCAGCUAA
Molecule: messenger RNA, 522 nt
Organism: Cryptococcus wingfieldii CBS 7118
Lineage: Eukaryota; Fungi; Basidiomycota; Tremellomycetes; Tremellales; Cryptococcaceae
Exons: 4
Coding region: 1-522 (173 amino acids)
Source: RefSeq, a predicted model, not a curated record